AUGUCGUGGCUUGAGGGUCGAAAAGAGUUAAGAUUAAUAACGGACAGCUUCAGAAUCAACUCGGGUAACAAUGCAACGAAACGGAAACAAGAAGACUCCCGCACAAACAACUACAAAUUAAAAAUGAAUCCACACACAAUUGACUUCUCAAAAUCUCCCAUAUCACCGAAAAAAUAUACAGCGGCCAAAAGAAAAAUUCUAGGAGAAAUUCAAUUACCAAAUUCCCCACUGGAACGGUUAAAAUCAUCACCUCUUACCAUCUCACCGAGGUCAAACUCACCAUUAAUAAAUCACAACAUUCAAAAUAUCAACUCACCGUUAUUAAAUACUAACAGUCCAGCACUGAUAAAAAAGCAUUCUCCGUCACUAAACAAAGAAAGUCCUCUGAGUUCAAGAAGUAAACGGUCAAGGAUUUCAAAGGUUAUGGAGGAGAGAUCAAAGUUCAGGAGUUCUAACAAAGAGAAUGAUCCGCCAUUGAUGAGUGAGACCUUUGUCAAGUUGGAUGAUGAUGAAGAGGCUAGGGAUUUCUUGUUUGCUAAAAAAUUUGAAGCCGUAAGGGAAAAUGUUACGAAUUGGUCUACUACCAAGUUGGACUUCAGUGAUACUCUCCCACCGCCAGAAGACGAAAAGGAUGAUGUCUAUGUCCCAGAAAAAGAAGAAACAGAAGACGUCUACCUCCCAGAAAAAGAAGAUACAGAAGAUGUUUAUGUUCCAGAAAAAGAGAUCACCCAAGAUGAAGAUGACGAUUGCGAGACUCUUCACGACUUGGAAGAAGAAUUCGAUGCCAACUUCGAUGAGUGUACAAAAUACGAGAUCAUAUCCACCGACAGCCCUAACAUUAUCUCGAGGGGGCGCACGGCCACGACUCGGAAGGUGACCGCCAGGAACUUCGACUUCGGAGCUCCGCUGGCCGAGAACGAGCCUUCAACAAGCUUUAACAGACCAAAUAUUACUGUCACGAGAAUGCUGACCUUCGAAGAAGAAGAUUUCGAAUUCACAUCGCCAGCUGUUAAAAAGGCUGCUGCAAAGAAAUCUCUGAAGUUCUCUGAGUCACCUACAAAGCUAAAACAUGAGAAGUCUGAUUCCAGCAUCGGUUCAAUGAACUCCUCAAGCCAAGCUUCACCAAAAUCUGGUUUAUACACUUCUGAGUCCACCACAUCCAUGGAAAGUGGUUUCAUAUCAGAAAUGGAAGAACCGUUCCUCGAAAUUGAAGAGUCAAACUCACCGAAGGUAGAAAACUUUAAUGAAUUACUCUCCGGAUUGAUAAAAACCAAUGUUGUCACCGAUAAGAGUUUCCUACGGAGACCGUUGAACAGAAGUUUGAGUUUCAAUCCGGACAGUAGAGCCAGAGUGUCUUUAUUCUCCAUUUUAGAGAACCCAGAGAAGAGGAAUUGUAAGAGAGUUGAGCGAACGGAGACAACGGUUGCAAACAAGAGAAGAAAGUCAAGUUAUCUGAGUCCUAGUGACAAAAGAGCUGUGAAACCAGAGAGGCCUGUUCUGCUAAGGGCUCAGUCAGAGAAUAAUGCUAUGAUAAUGCAAGCUAUGGAUAGAUCUCAAACGAUCCCAGAUCUCAUAGGAGACUUCUCAGUUCCGUUCGCGCUGCCGCUGACCGACGGAGACCACUGCGACCUCAAGAGCAUAUCCUGUGAAACCCUGGCGAAACUCUUAAAGGGGGAAUUUACAGAUACCAUUGGCAGUUUUCAGGUGAUAGACUGCCGCUACCCCUACGAGUAUGAGGGCGGUCAUGUCAUCAACGCGUUGAAUUACUACACGCAGGAGCAGAUGCAGAAACUUCUCGAAGAGCCCGUCUCCACUAACACUGAGGAUAAUAAACGCAGGAUACUUGUGUUCCACUGCGAGUUCUCCAUCGAAAGGGGGCCUAAGUUGUCCCGGUUCCUGCGCUCCUCGGACCGCGCCUCGAACACGGCGCGCUACCCCCGGCUGCAGUACCCCGAGAUGUACCUGCUGCACGCCGGCUACCGCGCCUUCUACCGCCAGUUCCCCGAGCUGUGCCGCCCGCGCGGCUACACCGCCAUGCUCGACCCGCGCCACCGCCGCAGCCUGCGCCUGCACCGCGACAUGCACUAG
Arctia plantaginis is the source of this 2088-nucleotide messenger RNA. The record is from the annotation of a GenBank genome assembly. Lineage: Eukaryota; Metazoa; Arthropoda; Insecta; Lepidoptera; Erebidae.